AUGUACCCAAGGGGUAAUGCACCAUGUGUCAAUGAUGAAGAUUUCGCGUUUGACUUCGAGCCAAGUGAUGACGAUUUCCGUUCGUUCUUUGAUUUUGAUGAUGUUAAUGAAGUUGUGAGUGCUCCAACAGAGACUGAGGGAGACUCUAAUAUUCUCAAGUUGUCGUCUCAAUCAACCGCACAAAUGGAUGAAUUCAUUGCUCAACUGCACUCAACUGCGAGGAUUCCUCCCCGAUCAGUUGUUACUCUAAUCAUUACUCCAUCGGAUCGUGAUCUUGGUGAAACUCAAGCCUCUCAUCCACCUUUGAAAUGA
This is a messenger RNA of Lactuca virosa, 312 nucleotides long. The record is from the annotation of a GenBank genome assembly. Lineage: Eukaryota; Viridiplantae; Streptophyta; Magnoliopsida; Asterales; Asteraceae.